AUGCAACUCUGGGAGGCUCGAUGGGAUUUGCGAUGGGGAGCCGAUGGCAUCGAUGAAUACAAUGAUUACGAUGUGUAUCGAUCCUGCCUCCCAUUCACUCCGUCAUCAUCACCCAUCUACAAGUUGUACGGUCACCUUACAGAUCCCAUUCGAGUCUUCAGCAUCGAUGGCGAGUUUGGUGGUCACGUCAUCCCAUUAAGUCAGGAUGCACUUAAUGCUUUAAAAAUCACGGAGGUGGAGCUGAAUGAGCUUCCAAAGAAGGUUGAUAGAGGGGAUCCUGAUGUUGUGAUCGAUUACGAAGCCGAGUUCUGUGACCAUAAUGUCCAUAACGGCAUUGUGACCUGUGCGACACUCUCCCCAGAUGGCCAUUUCAUUGCCCUUGGUUUUGGAAGUGGUGCUAUUGAGAUUGCCAACAUCGACCAUCAGUGCACGAUCUCCCAGUUCCAAUGCAAUCCCCCUAGCCAUCUGGUUUGGAUCAAAUUCUGCAAUGGCAACCACUGGAUUGCAACAGAGGACAGCGGUGGAAAUAUUGUUAUCUUUGGCGAUGAUAUCCAACCACUGAGACUCGGUACCUUGCCUAGCGACCUUUGUCCCCCUGUAGCUGCCGUUUCCGACAGUGGGUCCAUGGUCCUACGGGCCCCAGGGGAGUUGCAUGAAGGGUGCAAUGACAUCACACUCUUAUAUAUUUCUUGUGACCCCUCCAUUCAGCUUCUUGCAUGGCCUCCCUUGGAAUUCCCUGAGACCCCGACUCCCAGUCUUGGAUUCUCACCUGGAGGCCGAUAUGUUGCUGUUCACUUCUCCCAUAACAUUUUCGUCUGGUCAACUGAUUCAUGCAAGUUGAUCACUCGAUAUCGCUUCCCAGAUUCUGUGAGGUGGGUUCUCAGUGCUGGCGUUGUACCCACCAGUUCAUAUGUCACUCCUGAGCUUGUACAUCCUAAACUCGCCACUUCUUCAAUUUCGGAGAAAAACCCUGGUUUUGUACAAAAUUCCCAGAGAGAUUUAGGGCAAAACACGGAUGAAUCCUGGAUGGAGAGCCCCUUUUAUGGUUUCGAGGCCGCAUCCUUGUCUGAAAUCAUUGAACACCUUUCCUCCACCGUAGGAAGAGUUCCGAUCAUUGAUAAAUUUAACAUUUGGUUCAAUGGGGGAGAUGAACUCGUCCUCCCACAAGAGUAUCGGCCGGCUUACUAUAGUAAUGGGGCCUGGUACGGCGAUCGGGUGCUGAAUAGCGAUUAUCCUUACUUCCCUCCAGCCAGCAAGGAUGGUACUCGGUUUAUUGUCCAAGGCAAGAUGACAGCCCCAAUCAUCAUUGACAUCAGCCAGGUCGUUUAGCGCGGCUUCUAUCAUUCCUCUCUUUACUCGAUGGCAUAGUGGUGCAUUCAAAUUUUACCUGGGAAGGUCCGGAUAAUUACGUCGUUUUAAUAGGCAGUAGUCCCCCAAUAUUCAAUAUUAUGUUUAAUUUGCUGCUACAUAUACUCCGAAUGAAAUGGAUAGAAGGAUUGGGAUGAAAUAUCUCCAGUUCAUUAUGGGGUUGCGGUAAAAGCACACCGGCCCUCCGAGUGGUACUUUCGCGGGGUUGCCUCCAUCAUCGAUACUGAUAUUUGAUCAUGGGGGGGUAAUAUGAGC
Messenger RNA from Cantharellus anzutake, 1623 nucleotides. RefSeq lists its product as uncharacterized. The record is from RefSeq and is a predicted model, not a curated record. Bases 1 to 1329 code for a protein of 442 amino acids. The transcript has a single exon. Lineage: Eukaryota; Fungi; Basidiomycota; Agaricomycetes; Cantharellales; Hydnaceae. Gene Ontology annotation, molecular function: protein binding.